CCUUCCUGGCAGCAGGCAGCCAUCUUGCCGGGAGCCUGGGAAAGGGAGAGGAGAGACAGAAGGAAAGGGCGACACUGGUCUCAGGGCCGCCCUGGGGGCCUCAAGAGCCGGAGGCAGCCCCGGAGGCGCCCGCGGGCGGAUACGGCGGAAGAGGAGGCCGGGUAAUGGCCGCGGUGUGGCAGCAGGUCUUAGCAGUAGACGCGAGGUACAACGCGUACCGCACACCAACGUUUCCACAGUUUCGGACACAGUAUAUCCGACGGCGCAGCCAGCUACUACGGGAGAAUGCUAAGGCUGGGCACCCCCCAGCACUGCGUCGGCAGUACCUGAGGUUACGUGGGCAGCUGUUGGGCCAGCGCUACGGGCCUCUCUCCGAGCCGGGCAGUGCUCGUGCCUAUAGCAACAGCAUCGUCCGCAGCAGCCGCACUACCCUUGACCGCAUGGAGGACUUUGAGGAUGAUCCUCGGGCCCUGGGGGCCCGUGGACACCGCCGUUCAGUCAGCCGAGGCUCCUACCAGCUACAGGCACAGAUGAACCGUGCCGUCUAUGAGGACAGGCCCCCCGGCAGUGUCGUGCCCACAUCAGCAGCAGAAGCAAGUCGAGCCAUGGCUGGAGACACAUCGCUGAGUGAGAACUAUGCCUUUGCGGGCAUGUACCAUGUUUUUGACCAGCACGUGGAUGAGGCAGUCCCAAGGGUACGCUUCGCCAAUGACGACCGGCACCGCCUGGCUUGCUGCUCCCUUGAUGGUAGCAUCUCACUGUGCCAGCUGGUGCCUGCUCCACCCACCGUGCUCCGAGUGUUGCGGGGCCACACCCGAGGUGUCUCCGAUUUCGCCUGGUCCCUCUCCAAUGACAUCCUUGUGUCCACCUCACUCGAUGCUACCAUGCGCAUCUGGGCCUCUGAGGACGGCUGCUGCAUCCGGGAGAUCCCUGACCCUGAUGGCGCUGAAUUGCUCUGCUGCACCUUCCAGCCAGUCAACAACAACCUCACUGUGGUGGGGAAUGCCAAGCAUAACGUACAUGUCAUGAACAUCUCCACGGGAAAGAAAGUGAAAGGUGGCUCCAGCAAGCUGACAGGCCGCGUCCUCGCUCUGUCCUUUGACGCCCCUGGCCGGCUGCUCUGGGCAGGCGAUGACCGAGGCAGUGUUUUCUCCUUCCUCUUCGACAUGGCCACAGGGAAGCUGACCAAAGCCAAGCGUCUGGUGGUGCAUGAGGGUAGCCCUGUGACUAGUAUCUCCGCCCGCUCCUGGGUCAGCCGUGAGGCCCGGGACCCCUCACUGCUCAUAAAUGCUUGCCUCAACAAGCUUCUGCUCUACAGGGUGGUAGACAAUGAGGGGACCCUGCAGCUGAAGAGAAGCUUCCCCAUUGAGCAGAGCUCACACCCUGUUCGCAGCAUCUUCUGCCCCCUCAUGUCCUUCCGCCAGGGAGCCUGUGUGGUGACUGGCAGCGAGGAUAUGUGCGUACACUUCUUUGAUGUGGAGCGGGCAGCCAAGGCUGCAGUCAACAAGCUGCAGGGCCACAGCGCCCCUGUGCUGGACGUCAGCUUCAACUGUGAUGAGAGCCUCCUGGCUUCCAGUGAUGCCAGCGGCAUGGUCAUCGUGUGGAGGCGGGAGCAGAAGUAGGAGCCUCCCAGCCCUGCCAUGUCCACCUUCCCACCUGGCCCAUGCUCCAGCCUUGUGUUUGUAAAUAAAGUUCCUGUGCUUGUACCGAUGGCUGGCUCCCAGGGCUGCUGGGGGCAGAAUAGUAGAGAGGGCAGCUCUAGGGCCCGAGAUAGGAAUGGCUUCACUUACUCAUUCACUCAUGCAUGUAUUGAUUUAUUCCUUCCUUCAAGAACCAUUUACUGACUAUCUGCCAUGUCAUGGGCAACACUUUAAGUGUUUUACGGUCAUGCAUUGGACGGACAUUACUGAGUAUUCACUGUGUGCCAGGAACUGUUCUAGUCUCUGGGGGUACUGCUGUGACCUAAACUGACAAAUCCCUGCCCUCCUGGGGCUUGCUUUCUAAUGGAAGCAGGUAGGUAACAGAAAUAUUUAAUAGGUCAGCUAAAAAUGAUUGUUGUGAGGACAAAUAAAGUGAGGAUAGGAGAUACCAUUGCAGGAGUGGAAGGUUGGCCUC
Phyllostomus hastatus (greater spear-nosed bat) is the source of this 2115-nucleotide messenger RNA. RefSeq names its product WD repeat domain 13 (gene WDR13). Bases 165 to 1622 code for a protein of 485 amino acids. The record is from RefSeq and is a predicted model, not a curated record. Gene Ontology annotation, molecular function: protein binding; promoter-specific chromatin binding. Lineage: Eukaryota; Metazoa; Chordata; Mammalia; Chiroptera; Phyllostomidae. Gene Ontology annotation, cellular component: nucleus. The transcript is spliced from 10 exons.